AUGGAACUUCAGACACCGAUGCUAAACAUGGGUGAUUCGACUCAAAAUAGCAGCGUAGUUGCACGCACGGCAGCUGAUGGGCAAGAAAAAAAGAUUCCGGAAUCGUCCGCUGUUCGUACGAAUCGAUCGCUUCGUCGUCUACACCUCUUACUGUUAGUGCUGGUCGUCAUGGUGUUGAUCACUGUGCUUCUUAGCGCUGUUAUUGCCAUCAAACUCGGCCAUAUGGAGCAACAAAUGGACCAUGCUCAAGAACGACUCUCAGAGAACAUUCAAGAGGCCAUAAAUGUGGGUGUUCUACAGUUUCAUUGCUUUAACGUCUAA
Messenger RNA from Angiostrongylus costaricensis, 321 nucleotides. The record is from the annotation of a GenBank genome assembly. NCBI's taxonomy places the organism in Eukaryota, Metazoa, Nematoda, Chromadorea, Rhabditida, Metastrongylidae.